UUGUCCUCAAUUAGUUGUCCUUCCUAAACAUAUAAACUUCAAAAGACAAAUUGGGAAAUUUUUAUAUGUUAGACUCAAAAGAGGACAAAAUUGAGUAAAUAUUUGCAAGAAGAAGAACAUGGAUAAACAAAUACUAAGUUUUGUUCUUCUUUUGCUAUUUUCAUGUUUGGUCACGGUACAUGGAGAGGAUCCUUACCUGACUUUCGAAUGGAAUGUCACUUAUGGUACUAUUUCUCCACUUGGCGUGCCUCAACAAGUCAUUUUAAUCAAUGGUCAAUUGCCUGGACCUAAAAUCAAUUGCACAUCAAACAACAACAUAGUUGUCAAUGUAUUCAACCAAUUGGAUGAACCAUUCCUUAUAACAUGGAAAGGUAUCCAACAAAGGAAGAAUUCUUGGCAAGAUGGUACCCCUGGCACGAAUUGUCCAAUCCCUCCUGGAAAAAAUUUCACGUAUCAUUUCCAGGUCAAGGACCAGAUAGGUAGCUAUUACUACCACCCCACCACCGCGUUACACAGGUCAGUUGGUGGCUAUGGUCCUAUAAAUAUCCAUAGUCGUGCUUUGAUCCCUGUCCCAUUUGAUGCCCCCGCGGAAGAAUUCAACGUUCUUGUGAGUGAUUGGUACACAAAAAGUCACAAAACGUUGAGAGGCCUUUUAGACACCGGGCGUUCACUUGGAAGGCCAGAAGGGAUAGUUAUUAAUGGUAAAAGUGGCAAAGGUGAUGGCAAGGACGAGCCUAUGUUUUCAAUGGACUCACAAAAGACGUAUAGGUUUAGGUUUUGCAAUGUUGGCAUGAAGGAUACUAUCAAUGUUAGAAUCCAAGGCCAUACGAUGAAACUUGUUGAGAUGGAAGGAUCUCAUACAGUUCAAAACUUGUAUGAAAUGUUGGAUGUUCACUUGGGACAAUGCUUAUCCGUCUUGGUGACUGCUGAUCAAGACCCCAAGGACUAUUUCAUUGUGGCUUCUUCACGCUUUACCAAGGAACCCCGUGUCGCCACCGCCACCAUCCGUUAUACCAACGGUAAAGCCCCCGCCUCACCAGAUUUGGGAGACGCCCCGGAAGGUUGGGAAUGGUCUCUCAACCAAUUCAACUCAUUCCGUUGGAAUUUGACCGCGAGUGCAGCUAGACCUAACCCACAAGGUAGUUACCACUACGGGCAAAUCAACAUCACGCGGACGAUCAGGUUGGUGAGCACUGCUGGCAUUGUUGACGGGAAGCGUAGGUACGCCAUCAACGGCGUCUCACACGUGGACCCCGAGACGCCGAUUAAGUUGGCUCAAUACUAUGGUGUUGAGGACAAGGUGUUCAAAUAUGACCUACUUCAGGAUGGGUAUAUACCACCAACUGGUAAUGAAAAAAUCACAGUUGCACCAAAUGUGGUUAAUGCUACAUACCGCAAUUUUGUGGAAAUCAUACUUGAGAACCAUGAGAAGAGUGUUCAAUCUUGGCACUUGGAUGGAUACAACUUCUUUGCUGUUGCGAUUCAACCUGGGAGGUGGAAACCAGAGAUGAGGCAAAACACCUACAACUUACUUGAUGCAGUGAGUAGGAGCACAAUCCAAGUGUACCCAAACUCAUGGGCUGCAAUUAUGACAACUCUUGACAAUGCUGGACUUUGGAAUUUAAGGUCCAAUGUACUAGAGAAACAAUAUUUGGGCCACCAACUUUACUUUAGUGUUCUAUCCUCAACUAGAUCUUUGAAAGAUGAGUACAACAUGCCUGAUAAUGAUGUCUUGUGUGGUGUCAUCAAGGAUUUGCCUCUUCCAAAACCUUACUCCAUAUAAUUAAA
Lycium ferocissimum is the source of this 1788-nucleotide messenger RNA. Its product is annotated as L-ascorbate oxidase homolog. The record is from RefSeq and is a predicted model, not a curated record. Gene Ontology annotation, molecular function: copper ion binding; oxidoreductase activity. Lineage: Eukaryota; Viridiplantae; Streptophyta; Magnoliopsida; Solanales; Solanaceae. The transcript has 3 exons. The coding region runs from base 119 to 1783 and encodes 554 amino acids.